Molecule: messenger RNA, 2691 nt
Organism: Vicia villosa (hairy vetch)
Lineage: Eukaryota; Viridiplantae; Streptophyta; Magnoliopsida; Fabales; Fabaceae
Exons: 4
Coding region: 1-2691 (896 amino acids)
Source: RefSeq, a predicted model, not a curated record
AUGGAUGACGUGACGGCUAAAAGCUUUUGGAGAGAUACAGAGGUGGGUUAUUCUUUUUCCAAUUCUUUGGGGAGAUCGGGGGGAAUCCUAACCAUUUGGAAUAAGGAAGUAGUCGACGUCGAGAAUAGCUUUAAAGGGGACGGUUUUUUGGGAAUCAAGAAAAAAGAAAGUAUUGUGGAAGGAUCUUCUGGGUUUGAUGGAGAAAUUCAAAGAUGGGGAUUGGAUUUUAGGAGAUGGGAGGUGAUUGGUCAAUUCAUUGGAGACCGGGAUGUUUCGGAUCAUUGUCCUAUUUGGGUGAAGUUGGAUAAGGUUAAUUGGGGGCCUAAACCUUUUAGAUUCAAUAAUGAGUGGUUUUCUUUUGAGUCUUUUAUUCCGUUUGUGGAGGGUGAGUGGAAGGGUAUGAAGAUAGAGGGAAGAGGUGAUUUUGUUUUAAAAGAAAAGCUUCGGCUACUAAAAGAGAAACAUAAAUGGUGGAAUAAGGAGGUGUUUGGGAGGAUAGAAUUGGAGAUGGGGGAUGGGGUCCGGGAGAUGAACUUAGCCGACGAGAAUUUAAUGGAGGAUGAUUACGCUAACUUUGACGAGAAUAUGUGCUUGAGAAGGGAACCUUGUGGUAGAUUUUGGAAGAACUUAAGGUUAAAGGAAAAUAUGCUUCUUCAAAAAUCUAGAGUGAAUUGGCUUAAAGAGGGAGACAACAAUAGUGGUUUUUUUCACAAAGUUAUGAAACAAAGAAGAAGGAUUAUUCAUUUAGGGCCUUUAAACCACGAGGGAGGGAUGGUAGAUUCGGUGGAGGAAGUGAGGGAAGUGGUGUUCAAUCAUUUUAAUAAAAAGUAUUAUGAAGAUGAUAUUGUGAGACCGACCUUAGACAGAAAUUUCAUUUCAAGGGCAGUGUGUUCUUCAUUCCUUACUCUUAUUCCCAAGUGCAAAAAUCCCUUGAGUUUGGACGAUUAUAGACCUAUUUGUUUGGUGGGAUGCAUGUACAAGGUGGUGGCUAAGCUUUUGGCGGGUAGAUUAAAGGGGGUGCUUAAUUCGAUCAUAUUUAAUUCUCAAAGUGCUUUUGUUCCCGGAAGACAAUUGUUGGAUGGGGUUCUAGUGGCGAAUGAGGUGGUGGAUUUUGCUAGAAAAGAGGGAAAAAAUUGCCUUCUUUUCAAGGUUGAUUUUGAGAAGGCAUACGAUAAAGUUAAAUGGAAGUUUUUAAGGUAUAAGCUAAAAAGGAUGGGGUUCGGUGAUAAAUGGAUGAAGUGGAUGGAGUUGUUGAUUUUUAAUAGUAAGAUUUCGUUGCUUGUGAACGGGAGCCCUACGAAGGAGUUCUUUGUUCAUAAGGGGUUAAGGAAAGGGGACCCUCUUUCUCUUUUCCUUUUUGUGUUAGUGGCGGAAGGAUUAACGGGUCUUGUGAAGCAAUCAAUCCAUGUUGGAGAACUCCAAAAGUUCACUCUAAGUGAUUCUUGUAGUGUGGACAUUCUUCAAUUUGCGGAUGACACGUUGAUUAUGGGAGAGGGAAAUAGGAAACAUGUCCGUGCUUUGAAAGCAGUCCUUAGGGCUUUCGAAAUUGUUUCGGGGUUAGGAAUUAAUUUCCAUAAAAGUAAAUUAAUAGGGAUUAAUUCUAACGAUCACUUUUUGGAUGCCGUGUCUCACUUUCUUUCUUGCAAGAGAGAGGAGUCUAGCUUUCAUUUUCUUGGUAUUCCGAUUGGUUGUAAUCCGAGGAAGGAAUCUUCAUGGAAUCCUAUUGUGGAUAAAAUGAAGUGUAGAUUGGAAGGAUGGACAAACCGUUUUUUGAAUUUAGGUGGAAGAAUUACUCUUUUGAAGUCCGUGCUUAGCUCAUUAGCUAUCUUCACCAUGUCUUUCUACAAAAUUCCGUCUAGAGUGGUGAAGAUGUUUACUAGCAUCCAAAACAAAUUUCUUUGGGGGGGAGUGGAGGAAAAGAGAAAUAUUCAUUGGGUAAAAUGGAGCGAUGUUAAUAUUCCUUUUGAGGAAGGAGGGUUAGGCGUGAAAAAUAUCAAAUUGUUUAAUUUUGCUUUCCUUUGCAAAUGGAGAUGGAGAAUUCUUGAAGGAAGUAAUUCUUUAUGGUACAAUGUUUUGAAAUCUAGGUACGGUGACUUAACCUCUAUUAUUUGUGAUGACGGUAGAGGUAGUAAAGUAUCCUCUAAUUGUUCCUUUUGGUGGAAGGAUUUGGUAAAAGUUGGUUCCUCUUCCUUUAAUGAUCCCAUUAUUGACAAAUGUAGAUUUAAAGUGCAUAAUGGUUUCUCCACUCCGUUUUGGGAAUCCUCUUGGUUGGAUGAGAGACCCCUUAGAGAGGAAUUUUCGGUUAUAUUUGAUAAGUCGUGCUUGAAAAAGGUCUCGGUUGCGGCCAUGGGAGGUUGGGAGGAGGGUAGAUGGAAGUGGGGGGAUUUAGGUGUGAAAGAUGGGGGGUUGGGGGAAUUCGGAGCCGAUAGUGUGUAUGGCGCUCUUAAGGGCCGGUUGAUGGAAUUCGGGGGUAUGAAGGAAGGUAGGGAUGUUGUGGUGUGGAUGGGAAAGGCGGAUACGGGUUCGAGCUUUUCGGUUGCCUCGUGUUACGAUUUUCUUAGGCGGGUUCGGACACCUCAUGGUCCUUUUGAUAUAAAUCAUGAGGCGUUUGGGAUUCUUUGGAAAUCGGAGGUUCCUUAUAAAGUGAAGGCGUUGGGUGGAGACUUUUCCGUAAUAGACUUCCUACUUUAG